AUGGAGGUCGAACACCCCAGCAAUGCCUUACCCACAAAACAAUCUCUGGAAGGGCACUUAUUCCCAGACGUGAACCCAAUCAUCAGUCCUACAGACAGCCUCACGAUAGGGGCACAUGUUCAGGACGCGACCUCAGACACGAUCAUCCCAAAUGACAACCAUCUCAUUGCUUCGCCAUACACCGACCAGGCUCACCUUCUGGACCUCACCACGCUGGAAAGACCCAAUCAGCUCCUAGCCAGAGCGUUAUGCUCAGUCCCAUCGCGAAGCCGUCGCAAGUGGCGGUCUGCUAAAGUACUGGUUCGGAACGACGAAUGCGAACAGAGAGAACUUAGCUACGUGUUUGUUAUCCCAUUUCCUCUUAAGUCUGUCCGUGUGGGCUCCACUGACACGGCCAUGACAGGUAUCUGGCGCAGCCAACGGGAUGCACGACUUGGUGGCACAGGGCCGUGGCAUCAGCGCGCACGCACGGCCAUUGACGAGUUUUACGAGCGGAUCACGCUGACCAGGUUGAAGUUGGAGAUUGGGGAUGAUGUCAAGUCGUGGGUGUUCUCCGAGUGGAAAGAUGAGAUUGAAGGAGAUAUAUGA
Aspergillus terreus NIH2624 is the source of this 588-nucleotide messenger RNA. RefSeq lists its product as uncharacterized. Bases 1 to 588 code for a protein of 195 amino acids. The record is from RefSeq and is a predicted model, not a curated record. The transcript is spliced from 2 exons. Lineage: Eukaryota; Fungi; Ascomycota; Eurotiomycetes; Eurotiales; Aspergillaceae.